This is a messenger RNA of Cucumis sativus (cucumber), 1160 nucleotides long. RefSeq lists its product as uncharacterized. Lineage: Eukaryota; Viridiplantae; Streptophyta; Magnoliopsida; Cucurbitales; Cucurbitaceae. The record is from RefSeq and is a predicted model, not a curated record. The coding region runs from base 331 to 807 and encodes 158 amino acids. Gene Ontology annotation, biological process: mitochondrial respiratory chain complex III assembly. The transcript has 3 exons.
AAUUGUCAAUACCAUUUUUACCCUCUGGUUUCUUCAUUUCCAGUUCUCGCGAACUUCCCCCUUCAUCAAUCUCUCUCCUCGAAAUCCGCUUCUCUUCUGUUCCUUCCACUUUCUCCGAUCAAUCCCUUCCCCCAAUUUUCUUUUGCUUCGCUGCUUCAAGGUAUUAUCAUAUCUAUGGUGAUUUUGUUUCGACUCCACUUGGCCUAGAGAGUUCAUUGAGGUUGCUGUCCACACACACAGACCAGAUCCUAAGUAAAUCACUUGGCAUUGUCCCUUUGAGCGCCAAAGGAAACCUUUAAAUAUCCGGCUGACCUAUGCAGUGGUGCAAAAAUGACCAUGAGGUUGGUAGGAAAAUAUCUUAACCUGUCGUCAAUUCAUAAGAAUUUUCUGACCUGCAGUAAAAUUGGUUUCCACCCUCGAGUUUUGCAUAAUGGCCCUGACACUGUAGAAGAACUCUUAGACAGACAUGUGGUUAAGAAAGAAAAGUUCUUUGAUGAUGAAGAUGAUAAAUUGAUAACACAGCGACGUCUCACCACCACUCGACGUGAGGCUCUAAGCCUCUAUAGAGAUAUUCUACGGGCAACUCGAUUCUUUAUGUGGCCAGAUUCUAGAGGUGUCUUGUGGCGAGAUGUUCUCAGGGAGAAUGCACGGAAGGAGUUUGAGGAUGCACGCUUGGAGUCUGAUCCAGAAAUGGUGACCCGACUUCUGAUUGGUGGGCGCGAUGCAGUGCAGUCGGCUCUUGACAAGCUUGCUGAGAAACAGAGGGAGGAGAUUGAUAAGAAGCAAGGUGGUCGAGAUCAACUCUGAUUUAUAAUAUGGAUGACGAUUGGGCUACAUCAAAAAGGAAUUGGAUCAGUUGCUAACAUAUGAAGGUAAAAAGGAACGGCAAUAAUUGAAUUAAUUUUUUUCUUUUAUUGGGUUGCUUGAAGUCUUUUAGACACCUGGAUAUUGAGUGUGCUUCACUAGACUUCACUCACAAUGCUAGGGGUUAGGGGUUGAUAAGAUAUAAAAUUGAUGUUUACUUAACCGUGAGAUUCACAAAUACGUUGGGUCAAACAAUGUAAGUAGUAAGGACAUGAUUACAACUGCAGUCAUAUUUAUUUGGGGAUCUGUCUAUUGUUUGAAAAUUCAUCAGCUUGAUGCUUGUAUUUUGUUGGAAA